CACCGGAAACAAUGUAUACUUUAUAUUUUUUAUUUAAAGAACAAAUUCAUCCUUCCUAUCAAAUAUAUAAAACUAAUUAAAAACAUGUAAUUUCGAUCCGAUAAAAAAUUCAAUAUUUUACAAUUAUUUCUCUGUUUUUUAUACGAUAUCCUGCCUUGUGAUACAGAAUUGUCGUAUAUUCAAUAUUUAAUCGUAACAAUGUCAAAUUAGUACUUCGUAUCAGCUGAGGGCGCUAGUGACGAAACACAGUGGAGUGGAUAGUCUGUGAGAGCAGCGAUAUAUUUUGUUGGCCAAUUCGUAGUAGCUUUCGCAAACCAGUAGAUGACCGUGAUUUUUAGUCCAUUCCGAGUGAUUUUGAGCAGCAUUGAGCAUCAUAGGUACAUUGAUGAAAAAUCGACUUCAGGUAAAAACGUAAUUACGCCGAUAAAUGCAGCAUGGUCGGUAAAGGUGAGGCAGCUGCAGUGCCAUACCGUAUGCUUGUCAUGGCGGCAUGGAGGACGAGCAAUGAAAAUGGCCGGAAGAUGCAAGGGGCAGUGGGGAGGGAUGGUAAGGCCGAAUAGAAGGCAGCGGUCCACGCGUUCUCAGCAGCCUAUCCUAGAUUUAUUUCCGUGGAUGUUGCGCAAUAAACGCUACACUGUUAGCUCACUGAAUGCUACCCCUCGUUUAACUUCGAAGAGGUGCCAAGGGCUAGUGAGUAACAUGUUAAUUGUCAUCGGCUGCCAUUCUUUUCAUCGCAUAAAGGAGCGCGAUUAUGUUCGCUAUGUAUAUGCGCUGUAAUGUUAUUUCUCGCUGUCAAUGUAAUGGAGACUUAGUCAUCCUUGUAUUAUAUUAAUGCACCUCUUUAACGCUAUCCACGUUUUGGCGUUCACGUGGAAACGCUUUCCACGCGGGGAAUUUCGAAUGAAAGAAGGCGUACGGAAUUUUUACGGAAGGUUUUUAUCGGUUUUCAAGAAUCAGUAAAUGAAAAAAAAAGAGGUACAACAAGUAGUUUACAGUACGUUUUCACUGUAUCGAUCAUGAGAAAGCAAUUCUAUAAGAAAAACUAAAUCACGUUUUAAUUGUGUUUUCAAGUAUGUUUCAGACUAAAUCUUAUUAUUUGACAUUGCUUGGUUUCAUCGUUAUUAUUUUUUUAUUCAUACUCAGAUAUGUCUAUUAGUAAACAUACAUACAUCAAACUUACAUCUUUAUUAAAGCAAAAAGUUAUUCAAUCUUGAUAUCUUAUUUAAAUACAUGCAUGAAUUCCAUAUGUUUUCACAGGAGAGUAUUCUACGGUGUAGACAAUAAAAUCUGCGUUUUAAUCACUGAAUUAGCUACAUUGCGAAUAUCAAUUUGAAGAAACUUAUUGAAGUUAUCAUUUUAAUAACAAGAAAUAUUUAAAAAUUAUUUUCUUUAUUCCUAACAAUAAAAUUAUAACAAGCUCAAAAUUUAAAGGACCAUAUGAUAUGAAUAUUUCUUUUACUGAUCACCAUCCGUUUCUGAUACGCCGUUGUUUCUGCCUAUGAACGUAUCAGUUAGACUAAAAUAUGUAAUACAAAAUGAUGAAUAAUGCCUAAUAAAUAAUAUCUUACUUUUCAUCGUACUCUUCUUUCACCCUUCGUUUAAGGAAUAAAAUUUCCGUUUGCUCCAGUUCUCAACAUGACGUCGCAAAAAACUUUUCAGUAAUAAGGAAAAACAUUAGGUAAUAAAUAAUUGUAUUCAGCUACUUUUUAUUUCAAAUUGCCUCGUAUGUUUUUCAUUGCGGAAAACACAUUGUUUCAGUCAAAAAAAAUAAUGGAAACGGUAAGAAAAUCGGAACGAUACGAUGACGUAUCUCGAUCGUUAACACAUUUAUCCACGAUAUCCAUCCAGUCAUGUUGCAAGAUAAGAUUACAUUGGUGGGGCAAUCACGAGCCGCAAGAAAACGCAAUAAUCUCUAUCAGAAGUGAAUUUACUGUACUAUUACUUCGAAAUUCAUUAGUUACGGUAUAAGUUUAACGAAUUUUCGUGAAAUCUAUCGUUUACUUUUAUUACCAUGACCCAUGGUAUCGCCGUUUAUUUAACCAUUUCACUUAUUUCGAUGUUCUCCGCUCUCGGAACGACAGUUUUGACGCAACAAUGCUCGUCGUUUUGCGUGUGUGACACUUGGUAUGGUUUGGAGCGCGCUUCUUGCGUGGGCCGCCAUCUUUACAGUAUACAUACAGGCGCACCGAACAACGUGCAAGCACUCGACUUAUCGGAUAAUGUGAUAUCACUUUUAAGUAGCUCCGAGUUAGCGGAUGUUGGAAUGACGAGAUUAAAGUAUCUUAAUCUUUCUAAGAAUGCAAUCAGUGAAAUCGGUCUAAAUGCUUUCGAUGCUCUUACGAAUUUAACGAUCUUGGAUCUAUCGAAAAAUAGGCUCCAUGAUAUUUCGGAUGAAGUCUUUGAAAGAAACAGAAAUCUACGAAUUUUAAUACUAUCGAAAAAUAAUUUCAAUUCGCAUGUACCGAAAUUACGAUCCUCUUCGUUAAUGGAACUAAGUUUGGAUUCAUGUCAGAUUAGUCAUUUACCUCCAGACACGUUCAAUGGACUCACGCACGUUCGUCGUCUCGAUCUUUCAAAUAAUUUGAUGAUUCAGAUGAGCAUCGUCGUCGUGCAAACAUUGCAUGUUUUGAACAAAUUAUCAUUAGAGGGAAAUCCAUGGUCUUGCAAUAAAAUUAUGUUUGAGUUACAAACAUAUCUCAAUACUAAGAGCAUCGAAUUCGACGAAGUUUGCGGUAAGAAAAUAAACGUAAAAAAAUUUGAGAAAAUGAUUAAUCUUCCUACAAAAUCACGUAGUUAUCAUCAUUUGGCAAAUGCAAGUAUGCUUUUUGAUGAAACUAAAUCGGUAACUGAAUAUAAUAUAUCGAAUACAGUGAAGGAUAAAAAUCUGUCAAUAUGUGAACAAAUGAUAAACCAAACGCUAGUUGUCGAUUCAGUAGAUAAAUCUGUAGUAUAUUGGUUUCUUCUUCUUGGUUUUAUACUUGGUAUUUCAAGUGGAUUAUUUAUUUCUUAUAUUUGGUUGUCGAGGAUGUGUCUGUGUAACCGGAGAUACAGGUAUCACGAACAAUUUAACGACGAAUUAAUAACCUCCCAACGACUAUCUUUGCUGGAUUCGUAUUUACAAAGACUCGUAAAUAGCGAUAGAAGCUUGAUAGAAUCUUGUCCAAGUACCCCGCCACCCCAAUAUCGUGAUGUUAUGCUACGACCUAGCCUCUACCCACCAAGAGUAUCGAAUUUAAAUAACAAUAGUACCGGAUAUGGAGAAAUGUAUACGUAACUUCAGAAGGUAACUUAUUAUUGUA
This is a messenger RNA of Bombus pascuorum, 3299 nucleotides long. Its product is annotated as leucine-rich repeat and immunoglobulin-like domain-containing nogo receptor-interacting protein 2. Gene Ontology annotation, cellular component: voltage-gated potassium channel complex. Gene Ontology annotation, molecular function: voltage-gated potassium channel activity; transmembrane transporter binding; potassium channel activator activity. The transcript has 4 exons. NCBI's taxonomy places the organism in Eukaryota, Metazoa, Arthropoda, Insecta, Hymenoptera, Apidae. The coding region runs from base 2012 to 3274 and encodes 420 amino acids. The record is from RefSeq and is a predicted model, not a curated record.